AUGGAAAAAGACUUUAAUUUGAUUGAAAAAAAUAAUCUUGACGAAGAGACCAAUAACUUGAAAGAUGAAAAUUCUAAAUAUAUGGAAUCGCACCCAGAACUAAAAGACUUACUAAACGAUUUUAUAUCCUCUAUCUUGUUACAUACUCCAGAAGAUAUUUUUAAAUACGCAAAUGAAUAUUUUUCCUACUUUAAAAAGAAGUAA
Messenger RNA from Plasmodium malariae, 204 nucleotides. RefSeq names its product conserved Plasmodium protein, unknown function. The transcript is spliced from 3 exons. Bases 1 to 204 code for a protein of 67 amino acids. The record is from RefSeq and is a predicted model, not a curated record. NCBI's taxonomy places the organism in Eukaryota, Apicomplexa, Aconoidasida, Haemosporida, Plasmodiidae.